GUGUCUGUUACCAGCAGUAGAUGUGGCUAAGUUAGAGGGUACUCCAGUUACUAUUGGUAUAUCAAUGGAUGAGAUAUGGGAGUACAUAUUUAAUGAGAGACUACCACUGCACGAUAAGAAAAAGAUAGAGAGACAGUAUAUUGGGGAUAUGGAUACAGUAGAGGAGCUAAUGGAAAAAGGAAUGAAAUCUGUCACUUGGAAAGAUGCUUAUUUUAAUGCUGUAUUCUUCUUCUCUCAAGCAACUACCAUGUCAGAGUAUGAAGAUGAAGAUUGUGGAUGUGUGUAUCGUCAUUUCGUACCAGACCUUUAUUAUGGCAUGGGUACAUUUAAUAGUGAUCCAGCUAAUACCGAUAUCUACCAAUGCUUCAAUACAGACUCCACUUACAGUAUUCAUCGUGUAGCUCGUUGUGCACAUAGAUGUCCUCGUCUCACUCCAGACAGGUAUACACAUAUGUAUCCAAGUCCUGCUGAUGCUCCAAGACGUGAUUGCGAAUUUUACAUGUCACUAUGGGAUGCUGUCAUGGUAAUGGCUGAUUGCAAUGUUUCCUUAAAGCAUCUCUAUAUAACGCAUUAUCAUUUCAAAGACGUCAAUUUGGAGAGCACACAUUUCCUUGAUCAUUUUAUAAAGUUGCUGACGACAGUUGAGGCAAUCACAAUCCAUAGCUGCAAUGAAAUGAUGCAUCAAUCUAUAAAGAAGGUAUUCGAUAUCAUAUUCGUACAGAAUAAGUGCUCCAUCAAAUUUAUAUCGCUAGAUGGAUCUCAGUUAAUUAGCAUUGCAUUCCCAUAUCUAAUAGAUCCAUCACAGUGUAGCUUGAAGCAGCUUGAGCUGGAGUUUGAAUUCAAUGAUGAUAAUUCUUAUAAAAUUGAUGAAGUCAACUCAUCUUCACAUGAUGCUCUUUCUACUGUCCAGCAACCACAUAACCCUUUCCCAUUAACAAAUGUCCCUAUGUUUCAAAGUUCAUUUCAUGGGAUUCAAAAGUCUCUCCCUAUUUUGCUAAAUGAAUCUAUAUCUCAUUUGAUAAUUGAGAUACUACAGCAUCAUCAGGAACUUAGAAAGCUAUCAUUUUUCAUACAAUAUAAGAAUGCUGUGUUACAAGAGAGUCAGCUUACCCAAUGUAUUUCUGAUUUACUUCUAAGACCUGACUUUAAAGACUUGACUUUUGAAACUCGCCGAAUUGCACUCCCAGUUUCUUUUAAUAUUCUUCUCCGACUGUUUCAUAAUUUUUUCUAUUCACCUAAUCCAGUUACCUUGAGCUUAUGUCUUAAGUGUCCUGAUUUCCCACCACUCACUGAUCUACUCAUUGUCAAUCACGAGCAAGAAUCCAACAAGUCACUGGAACUAACCAAUUGUACUCUCUCUCCUCAUUUCUCCUCUCUUCUUCCUUGUAAUUUAGUUCUUAAUUCUCUCAAAGUAGUGUGUUUUGAACUGGACGUUCUCUCUUCAUUUGCAAAUCUGGAGUCUAUUAAAGUUAAAAGUUUUUCAUUAGAACAUGGACAUUUCUUCAAUAAAACCUCAUCUGCUAUAUCUUCAUUGUUUCGUAUUGUCAGUGCUCAGGAAUGGAAUAUCAUUAUGACUAUAUCUGAUGAUGUCAUUGACUUGUUCACUAGCCUCAUUUCUGAAAAAGCUUACCUCUUACGUAAUUUUGGUUUAAUGAAUUGGAACAUUUCUACUCCAAGUCUUCUCUCUAUGAUUCAGAGUAUCUUCUCCUCUCUCUCACCAGCUGAUGUCCCUCACUUUAAACUUACUUUUAAUUAUCGUUUACUCGACGAUCAAAUUGUUAAAGCUUUUUACGACUUAUGGGAGAAGCAUUGUAAUGCAGUUAAAUUAAAGAAAAUCAAUGUACUGGAUAGGAGAGAGUUUGGUAAGCUAUCAUAUAUGAGUGUUCUUUUAGAAAUGGCAAAUGAAGUAUAUGCAGAAAGUUGGCGUUAGUAUGAUAACAGUUAUUUAUACAUGUACAUGUACUCUAACAUGUACUUUUAUAAUUAAAUCUUAUUGUUAUUUUCAUUGUAAUUGUACAAUUGUUAUUUGAUACUAUUUAGGUUUCUAGUAAUUAUCAUUAUUGUGUGCGGUUUGUCUUAUUGGCAUUUUUUCAUUAUGACCUCACUUACCAUGUUUUUGUUUGUUAAUUUUAUUCCACAUUUAUUUCUUUAUUUUCUUAUUUUUUGUAAAAGUAUUAUGUGAACCAAACGUUGCUGCAAAUUCUCACACUGAGAUACACAUGCUAUCAAUAGAGCCACUAUUCUCUCUUACUAUAUAAAGUUGUAGCCUGAGACUUCAUGUAGAUCCACUCGAAAUAGACUAUUAUUCCUGUAUUAGCAGUUCCCAAUUCUUUCACAAAAGCAAUAGUCAGUUUUAUUGACUAUAGCUUUCGUGAAAGGAGGUUGGGGUAGAUCUAUUAAAUAGAUCUACCCUUGUAUUAUGAAUCACUAUAAUCAACGAAGAUGAUCUUAUUAUACUUGCUUGAGAAAAUACAUUUGUCAUUCUAUCAAGAGUGGAUCAUAAUUAUCCACUCUGGAUUCUAUUGAUUCAACAAUUUUAGUGGACUAUUGCACUUGUCUGAUGAGCAGAUGAGUGGGCGUGCUCAUUGUUUCAGUUCUCCUACUCAAUCAAAAUGGCA
Molecule: messenger RNA, 2618 nt
Organism: Amphimedon queenslandica
Lineage: Eukaryota; Metazoa; Porifera; Demospongiae; Haplosclerida; Niphatidae
Exons: 2
Coding region: 65-1930 (621 amino acids)
Source: RefSeq, a predicted model, not a curated record